GGAAAGGCCCCUUGUGCUGUGUAGUCACCUCAUCACACGCUGCGUCUAAUGGAGUCGGCGGCUGACGGCGAGGACGGCGGCGGCGGCGGCGACCAGCGCGCUUUGGCAGGCGGUAGCGGCGGCGGCUCUGGCAGUAGCGGUGGCGGCGGCGGCUCCAGCACGCCGCUGCUACAGCCGCUGGCGCAGCCGCUGCUACAGCCGCUGGCGUGCUCCGGGGCAGAGUCAGGCGGCGGCGGGGACGGGGUGGCGGGUGAGGGGUGGCAGGGGGGCGUCGGCGGGGCGGGAGCAGGUGCAGCAGCCGGAGCGGCGGCGGGCAUGGGCUCACUGCUUCAGCAGGUGCUGGCGGCGGCGGCGCCGUUCGGGCCGGCGGCGGCGCUGGAAUCAAUGGAUCUGGAUCAGGCGGCUUUGGCGGCUUUGGCGGCGGCGGAUGGGCGGUCGGCUGGCAACCCGGGAAUGGAGGCGGCGGAAGAUGACGGCGGUGGCGCAUCGGCGGCAGAGGCUGCUGCUGCAGCUGCGGAGGCCCCAGUGGCGGAGGCUGCAGCUGCGGCGGCGGGGGCCGGCUUAGAUGUGGACAUGGAGGGCCGCGCCGGCUCAUUGGACCCGCCCGGCGUCAGCUUCAAUGGGGAGGGAAGCCUCGGCGUCAGCAUCUCAGACGGCAUGGGUGGCGUCGGCGUCAGCGGCGGCCGCGUCAGCGGUGGAGACGUUGCAGGCGGCGACGUUGCACAUGGUGGUGGUGGCGGUGACAACCAGGGCUACAAUGGGCGGGACGGGCUUGGUGAUGGGGCCGGCGAUGGGCGCGGCCUGGAGGAGGUUUCGUCACUGCCGCUGGCGUUCAGCGACUUGCAGGGGCCGGAAAUGGUGGAGGCGGGGGCAGCGCCGUUGCAGGAGCAGCAGCAGCAGCAGCAGCAGCAGCAGCAGCAGCUACUGCUGCUACAGCCGCUGCAGCGGGGGCAAAUUCAAGAGCAGCAGCCGCAGGAGCGGCUGCAGGAGCAGCGGGAGCAGCAGGAGCAGGAGCGGGCGAUGCUGGCGCUCGAAGAGCCCGCCCCUAGCCUUGACGGGUACUGGGCGGCGAUGGCGGCGGCGGCGGCGGCGGCGCCGGGCCAGCAACAGCAGCCGCAGGUGAUUCUACUGCCCCCGCCGGCGGAGCUCUCCCCGCAAGCUGCUACGGCCGGGGCUACUGCCUCGCCUGCAGCUACUGCUGGUUCUGCAGCCAGGGAAGCCCAGCAGGCGUUAGUGACCGUGGAGCAGCCGCCGCCGCCGCCGUCUGCGGCUUGGUCGGCGGCGGCUCUUCAAGCUUCUGGCGGCGGCGGGUACCUAGCCGCCGGCGCCGGCGGCGGCUCUGCACUGCUGCCCGCACCGCCGCCUUACAGCUCUCCCGGCGGAGUGGCGGUGGCGGCGGCGCCCCAGCCGCCGCUCCGACAGCUGCAGUUGCAGCCCGGCGGCAUUAUGGCUGGGAGCCCUGCUGCGGCCUCUGCUACUAGCUACGGCGAGUCUCCCCAGCAGCAGCAGGCGCAGCAGGAGCAGCGGGCGCAGCAGUAUCAGCAGCACGGCUACCCGCACCAAGCCCCAUACCAGCAGCAGUACCAGCAGCAAUACCAACAGCAACACCAGCAGCACCAGCAGCAGCAGGGCCCCGGGUAUGCGGAGCAGCAGCAGGAGCCCAUGCCGCCGGAUGCACCAGCUAUGGACAUGGCACAGGGGGCGAUUGCGACUGCGGUGGGAAUUGCACCACCGCAACAUCGGUACACCGUGACGGCGCCGCCACAGCCGCAACCGCCUCCGCCACGUCCGCCGCAACCGCCGUAUGACCAGGGGCCGCCACAGCCGCAGCCGCAGCCGCCGUACACGGCCGACCCGUACGAACUGCAGCUGCAGUACUACCAGCAGCCGUACCAGGUCGAGGCGGCGGUACAGCCGUACCAACUGCCGCCGCCGCAGCCGUACCAGGAGCAGCAGCAGCCGCCCUCUGCUGCGGUGCAGGAGUCGGCGGCGGCGCGGUAUGACCUGGCGCCGGCUGGGGCUGUGGCUUAUGGCACCAGCAGCAGCUAUCCGCAGCCGCAGGCGCCGCAGCUGCAGUCUCCGCCACAGCCACAGCCACAGCCACAGCCGGCUCCUUACGGUGUGAACGCACAGCAAUCCGCUGACCCAUAUGGGCAUCAACAGUACCAGCAACAGCAACAGCAGCAAUCGCAAAGCCAGCACGCCUACGGGCACGGUUAUGGAUACAGAGACAAUCAGGCGCAGCAGCCGGCCUACCCCACUCACUCGCACCAGCAGCCACGGGAGCAGGCGCAGCAGCAGCAGCCAUGGCAGCACGCGCAGAACGCGCCGCCGCAGCAACAACAGCCGCAGCAGCAGCACCAGCAGCAGGAGCAGUACCAGCAGCAGUACCUGCCGCAGCAGUACCAGCAGCAACAGCAGUACCCGCAGCAGCCUUACCACCCACAACAGUACCAGGAGCAGCAGCCGCAAGGCUACCCGCCAGAGCCGGCGGCAACACAACGCCACCAUCCGGAGCAGGCGCAAGCGUAUCCCUACUACCAGCCGCCUCCGCCACAGCCGCCGCAGCCGCCCCAGCAGCCGCAGCCGCAACAGGUGAACUGGCCACAGCAGCAGCAGGGGUUCCCGCAACCCCAGCAACAACAGGCGUAUGCUCAGCAGCAGCGCUUCCCACAGCAGCAGGAGCUGCAGCAACAGGCCCAGCAGCAGUACCCACCGCCUUCAAACUAUCCGCCGAAUCCACAACAGCCGCAAUGGGCUGCGCCACCGCCGCCGCCGCCGCAGCAGCAGCAGCAGCAGCCAGGGCCGGGGCCCCCGGGGCCGCCGCCGGCGCCAGCUCCGCCCUCGUACGACCAGCAACCGCCGCACCAACCGCUGCAACCGCCGCCGCCGCCGCCGUAUUCGCCUUCUUACCAGCAACCGUACCAGCCGUAUGUACAGCAGCCGCAGGAGCAGCAGUUGGCAAGGCAGCGGCAGCAGCAGCAGCUGCUGCUGCUGCAGCGGCAACGGUCGCUGCGGCAGAUCCCGCCCACCCUCGACGGGUUUGCCGAGCGCUUCACAAUCGUUGUGCCACUGCCGCAGCCGCCAUCGCCGCUUCCGUACGCGCCGCCGCCACCCGUGCUACAGCCCGGCGGCUACGCCUGCUGGAGCGCCGUGGGGCCGGCUGUAGCAGAGCAGCAGGCGGCUGCGGCACCGUCGGGAGGUAGGGCAGUAGCGCCGCCGGCGGCGGCGGCGGCAGCGACUGCAAACAUGCCGCCGGCGGUGGCGAGCGGUUACCCGGGCCAGUGGGAGCAGCACCAGCAGCACCAGCAGCACCAGCAGCAGUCUAUGCUGCUCCAGCCGUCGGCGGAGCUUGAUUUGGUGGCGCUGCGGGCGCCGUCGCCGCUGCACCUGCUCGCCGAGCUGGCGGAGGCGACCGACGGCGGCAGUAGCGCCGGCGGCGGCGCGGCAGGCCAUGAGGCAGUGGCGGCGGCGCCACAGCCGCCGCCGACCCGGCUGGCGUUAAUGAGGCCCGGGCCGCCGCCGCCGCCGCAGCCACAGCCGCCAGCUGACGCCGGCGGCGCUGCCGCUGCAGCCCCGGUGGCGCCUGGCGGCGCCGGCAGCGCCGCCGCCGGGCCUGCUACUGCCGCCGCCGGCGUCAGCGCGGCGACGGUGGAGGCGCUGGCGGCGGCGCUGGUGGCGGCGAUGGAGGGCGAUGGGGACCCUGUGACACGGCUGUCAGCGGUGCUCGGAGGAAUGAUGUACGGCGGAGAGGUGCUACAGCCGCCUGAGGUGCUACAGCCGCCUGAGGUGCUGCAGCCGCCGCUGGAUGCUGCAGAAUUUCCGCCGGGCACGAAUGCGGAGGUUGUGCCGCCCGUGACAGAGGUAGGGCAGGCGCAGCCGCCGCCGCAGCUGCCGCAGCCGCUGCAGCCGCUGCAGCAGCAGCAGCAGCAGGAGGGGCUUGAUGAGGAGCAGAUGCUACUGCCGCGCUCCGAGCCCUCCUUUCGGUGGGACCUGCAGCAGCCGGAUCAGCCGCCGCCGCCGCAGCAGCAGCAGGGGCCGCCGCCGCCGCCUGUUACAGCUCAGCAGCCUCAAGCCGUCCCACAUCGAUCGCUACAGCCACCACAGCAGCAGCAGCAGCAGCAGCCGGCUGUAGCACUGGAACUACAGCCGCUGCAGCCUCCAGGGGGCCUAGCCUCCCCCUCUGCUACUGCCGCAGCGCUGGACGUCUCACAGAAGCGGCCGCACGGCAGCAGUAGCCCCAUCCCGCCUCGGGGCCCCAGCAGUCUUCCACAGGCGCUGCCGCUCUUUCGCGAUGUGCCGGCAGCAGCAGCGCUGACUGGCAGAGCCGCAGGCGAGCGAGUGUCGUUAGCGGCGGGAGUGACAGGGGGGUUGCCAGGGCGAGUGACCGAGGCAGCAGCGGCCGGCGGGCUAGGAGCGGCGGCGGCGCCGGCCGGCCGUGUGGUCUCCACGUCUACGCCACUGCCGUCUCUGCCGCCCCCGACACCCUCGCAGACUUCUCUGCACCAUCAACAGCAACCGCAACAGCAACAGCAACUGCAACCGUCACUGCAACCGCCGCUCAUCAAAGCCGAUCCAGUGAGCGGCAGCAGCCACGCUGCUCCGCAAGCCGUGGCAGCGCCCGCUGCAGGCGCAACAGUGGUGCUUCAAGGACUCACGGCAGCGGCGCUCGGCGGCGGCGACAGUAUUGGUGGUGGCGGCGGCAGCAGCCCCGGCGGCGGAGCGCGCAUGCUCUCUGCCCAUCCCGGUGCCAGCACGCGUGACCCGCGCCGCCGGCCCACCGGCAGCCUUCCGUCGCCGCUGCCACAGCCACAACCGCCGCCGCCGCCACAACCGCCGCCGCCGCAACCGCCGCCGCCAACCGUCGGGACGGUGGCGGGCCCUGAGGAGAUUCCGUUGUCAGGCUGGUUCAGUUGGGCGCUGCGGUUGGAGCCGGCAAUGCCGGCGGCGCCGCCGCCACUGGCGCCGCCGCCAGCAUUGCCCACGGACACAGAGCAAGACGGCGGCGCCGCGACAGGAUCUGGUCCCCAAUCGUUGGCGGCGGUUGCGGCGCCGCCACGGCCGUUAUCGGCGGUUGCGGCGGCGCCGCCGCCAUCUGGGCACCAGCUGGCGAUCUCGCCGGAUGAGGCGGUGGCGUAUCUGUACGACAAUUUGGGACUGGGUGCGUACGGCAUGGAGGCUGGCGGUGGCGGCGGCGGUGGCGGUGCCGUACGGGAUUCGGCCGGUACGGCGGCUGAUGUUGACGAGCGGAGCGUGCUGUACGGAGCGGCAGGAGAUGCCCGUGGCGGCGGUUACGGCGGUUACGGCGCCUGCCCGCCGUCAGCGCCUGGCCAGCGCUACGGCCCUGGCGGCCCUGGCGGCGGUGGCGGCGGCGGUGGGGGCGGCGAUGGUGAUGAUAGGGACAGAGACGCCGGCGCCGCUUACGGUGUUGCACGAGCGGCGGGUAGGCGGCAGCGGCAGCGGCAGGAUUAUGCAGCCCUCGCGAACGGCGGCGGCUUGGUUGAUGACGGCGGCCUGCAUGGGUGGCGGGGCGGCGGCGCCUCCACCGGCGGCGGCGGCGGCGGCGGCUACAGCCACAAGCCGGGGCAGCAGCAUGAGCCGCCCGUGUACUGGGAAUAUAAUCGGCACGAGCGCGAGCGAGUGGUGGUGGCGGAGGAGGAGGCGGCAGCGGCGGGAGCGGGCGGGGGCGAAACUGGCGGCGGCGGCGGUGGCGGAGGAGGCGGUGGCGGCAGCAGGGGCAUAGCCCGGGCUAAAGGCGGUGCCAGACAUGCCGGCAGUAGCGGCGGCCCUGUCGGCGGUGGCGGUGGAAGCACCGCCAAACGCAAGGCGCGCGGUGCUGCAACGUCGCCUGGCCGUGGCGACAACACCCUUCCCACCGCCGCCGGCCAGGUCACUGACGGCGUCGACGGCGGCGGCGGCGCCGCCGCUGAAGGCAAUGACGCAAAGCGCCGCCGCAUUACCACCGCCGCCACCAGCGUCGGCGGCGGUCCCGCCGUCAGCGGCGGCGGCGCCGCCACCACCAGCACCGGCGGCGGCAGCGCCGGCGGCGGCGGCGCGGCGAUUGCGCCAGUGGUUAAGAAUGCGCUGCGGGCUGGGGACGCGGCGGCGGCGGCGGCCGGCGGCGGGCGCUACUGCUCCGUGUGCGGCGCCACCAAGACAAAGUGCUGGAUGAGUCACAAGACGGAGCCGGGCCGGCACACGUGCAAGGCCUGCUACAAGCGGUUCCUGCGCCACGGGCACUACGGGCGAGUGGCGCCCCUGCCGCUGUCCAUCACGGCCGCCCGAGCCAGGGGGGCGGAGCUGCUGGUGCAAGACCACUACCUGCAGGACGCGCCACCGCCACCAGCCGUGCUGCGGCGGGCGACCAGCCCUGAGACUGGCGGCGCGAUGGCGACGAGCGCCGCCGGCGGCGGCGGCAGCGGCGGUGGCGGCCCUGGCGCGGCCGUGGCAGCUUCGGCACGAAGCCCGGCGGGAGGAGGCGGUCCUGGCAAGCAGCGCCCGGAGCAGCAGACGCCACAGAAGCGGCCGGGUCGGGGCAGUGGCGGCGGCGGCGGCGGCGACGGUGGAGGCGGCGGGCGGAGCCGCGGGCGGCGCGCACGGGGCCGGCGGCGGGCGGGCGGCUCCUAUGACAGCGGCGUGGACGAUAGUGGUUUUGGGGACUUGACAGAGGAGGAGGAGGACGAGGAGGCGGACGAGGAUUGGGAGGAGUGGAAGGAGUGGGAGAAGCACGAGGCUGAGGCUGAGGCUGAGGCUGAGGCUGAGGCUGAGACUGAGCCCGAGGGCGACGGCAUGGGCGACGGCGAGGGCGAGGAGGAGUGGGAUGGGGAGGAGGGGAAGCCGUUGAGAGAAUCGGCGCGGCACAGGAGGCAGCAGCAGCAGCAGCGCCGGCGCGGCCUGCCGCGGGUGCGGCAGCAGCAGCCCCAGACGGUGGAGGAGCUGGAGCCGGGUGGUGGUGGUGAGGAGGGGCCGAGUGCUCGGGGCGGGUCCAUGGGUGGCAGCGGCGGCGGCGGCGGCGGCGACGGCGGUGACGGCGGCGGCGACGGCGAUGGCGAUGGCGAUCUGAUGGGCGUAAAUCUCCAGGCAGCGGCACUGCGGCCCUCAUCGCAGCACCAGCACCAGCACCAGCACCAGCACCAGCACCAGCAGCAGGUGCGGACACCGCAGGGCUCCGAGGCUACAGCCGCAGCUGCCGCGCCUUCAAGCGUGGUGGCGGCGCCGCCGCCAGCCGCUGUCGUCGCUACAGCCGCCGCCGCUACAGCCGCCGCUGCCGCCGCCUCGCCCAUGACGCCGCCGCCGCGGCCAGCCCCGGCGGGCUCCGCGCCGUACCCCGCCCUGACGCCGCCGCCGCCGCCGGCAGCACCUGCGCCAGCGCCCCGGCCGCCGUUGCUGGCGCAGCCCGCUAUGGUGCCCGUUCGUGGGGGCGACGGAGCAGGAGGUGGAGGAGGAGGAGGAGGCGGCGGCGGGGGAGGAGGAGGAACAGUGGCACGGGAGGUUGGAGAGGCAGCGGCGGGCGCCGCCGCCGCCGCCGCCACGCCCCCAGUGGCCACCGCAGCCAUGUCAGGCUCAGCUGCCGCUGCCGCGGCGCGCCUGGCAGUGGCGAUGUCGCCUGUGGGUGCGGGGCCGUUCCCAGCCGCCGGCGGUGCCGCUGGCGGCAUGGGUGGCAUGGGUGCUGCAAGUGACGAAAUGCCUGGCCAAGGCCAAGGCCAGGGCCAGGGCCAGGAGGCUGCCGACGAGGGGCAGCGGACGGAGAUGGGCGGGGGCCAGGCACGCCGGCACGGCGGUGGUGGUGGUGGUGGUGGCGGCGGGGGCGGCGGCGGGGGCGGGCCGCGGCGCGGCGGUGGAGGUGGCGGCGCCAGACGAGGAGGUGGCGGCGGGAUCGGCGGGAAGCUGCCCGAGGGAGAGCGGCGCUGCUAUGAGUGCGGCACGACACGGACAGGGGGAGGCUCCUGGAAGCGGCACAAGGAGGUGGAGGGCGAGAUCACCUGCAGCGCCUGCUACAAGCGCUACAUGUACAAGGGCCACGGCAGCUACACGCGGCAGACGGAUCCGGUCAUGUACCGCCGCGGCGGCUAUGAGGAGGCUGGCGGCGGCGGCGGCGGCGGCGGCGGCGGCACCAAGAGCGAGGAUUGAGGGAAGGAGUUGCGAGGACGAGGACUUGAGAACUUCGAUGGGGCCGUCUGGGGCUUUGCAGGACUGUGGGCUGUUGUUGGGCUGCGGCGUUUGGAGCUGCAGAUUGUGGCAUCGGACAUGUUGAUGGCGAGGAAGCGUUUGGCGAGUCUAGCGAGAUGAACACGGGCGGCGGCGGUGCCGGCGGCUGAGCAUGCCUGCGCAGGAGGCUUGCUGGGGUUUGAGGUGUUCAGGGGCAGGGUAGGAAUGCGGCACGGUGGGAUGCAAGUGGCAGGCGUUGUAUGUGUGGGUUGCUGCCGCCGCUCGCUUGCAGGAAUGUGAUGUGUCAUACGCGUGUCAUAUGCCAAAAGCGGCAAAGUUGCUUGUGGGAACCAGAGAAUGCAAGCGAGCAGUGUGUGGCGCAAUGACCCGUUGAGAUUGGUUCAAGCAUUAGUUUAUGUUUGAGGCUGAUCUGAUCCAGGCGGGGAAUAUUAAAUACAUUGGGUAAUUCUGAAGAGUGGAAAGCACAGGAAAGCACUAAAGCUACAGCUGUUUUUGCUGGAUCUUCUGAAUGGGUUUUG
This is a messenger RNA of Chlamydomonas reinhardtii, 8687 nucleotides long. RefSeq lists its product as uncharacterized. Lineage: Eukaryota; Viridiplantae; Chlorophyta; Chlorophyceae; Chlamydomonadales; Chlamydomonadaceae. The transcript is spliced from 7 exons. The record is from RefSeq and is a predicted model, not a curated record. Gene Ontology annotation, cellular component: spliceosomal complex. Bases 49 to 8130 code for a protein of 2693 amino acids. Gene Ontology annotation, biological process: mRNA cis splicing, via spliceosome.